Pectinophora gossypiella (pink bollworm) is the source of this 10173-nucleotide messenger RNA. It is a transcript of the gene Frmd5, whose product is annotated as FERM domain-containing protein 5. Gene Ontology annotation, molecular function: cytoskeletal protein binding. Lineage: Eukaryota; Metazoa; Arthropoda; Insecta; Lepidoptera; Gelechiidae. The record is from RefSeq and is a predicted model, not a curated record. The transcript has 12 exons. Gene Ontology annotation, cellular component: cytoskeleton. Bases 186 to 1808 code for a protein of 540 amino acids.
CUCCCGCACACACCUCAAAAUUCCAUUUUCGAUACGAAAUUGGACAAAAUUGAAACAAAUGAAGUUUUUCAACGGAGAAUAGACGAUGCAAACACUUUUAAUUAAGUUGAAAGUGUUAAUUUGACAUGACUAAUUAGCGGGCACGUGUUUGUUUUCAAAUACUCUGAAGAAAUCGUUCGGUCAGCAUGUUCAAGAGUCGGGGUGAUAUUGUUUAUAAAUGUACGGUGCGACUUUUGGAGGAUACUGAGAUAUUAGAAUGUGAAUUCCAUCCAAGUUACAAGGGCAAGUACCUCUUGGAGCAUGUGUGCCAGCAGCUUAAUCUCACUGAGACUGACUACUUUGGGCUUCGAUAUGUUGACGCAGGAGGGCAGAGGCACUGGCUACAUAUGGCAAAGUUAAUACUAAAGCAGGUGAAAGAUGCGUCACCGAUCCUGUUCAGUUUCCGUGUGAAGUUCUACCCUCCGAACCCGCUGCUGUUGAAGGAGGAUACAACGAGGUUCCAGAUAUAUUUGCAGCUGAAGCGAGACCUGCUGCACGGCCGGCUUUACUGCACCGCCAACGAAGCAGCCAUGCUGGGAGCGCUAAUUAUACAGAUUGAACUCGGUGACUACGACCCGAACAUCCACGUCGGGAACUACGUGACAGAAAUGAGGCUGUUGCUAAGACAAACCGACGCCAUCGAAGCCAGAAUACAGGAAUUGCACAGAGAGCCAGUAGAAGGCACGCCGGGCGGCAGCGGUGGCGUCAAGGGCAUGUCCACACAGGAAGCUGAACGCACGUUCCUCAAGAUUGCCUGCCAAUUGGACACGUACGGCGUCGAUCCACAUCCCGUCAAGCAGGACCAUCGGGGCAACCAGCUGUACCUGGGCAUCAACCACGGCGGCAUCCUCACCUUCCAGGGUGGGCGGAAGACGCACCACUUCAAGUGGAACGAGGUUCACAAGAUCAACUUCGAGGGGCGAAUGUUUAUUGUGCACCUCAACUAUCCUGAGAAAAAGCACACAGUAGGUUUUAAGUGUCCGACGGGCGCCGCGUGUCGACACGUGUGGUGUUGCGCCAUCGAGCAGAUGCUGUUCUUCACGCUCCCGUCAUCGUCAGACGCGUGCGUGUACUCCGGCGGCGGGCUGUUCUCAUGGGGCACCAAGUUCAAGUACGUGGGCCGCACUGAAAGAGAGAUCCUCGAGAGGGACGGCCUACUGGCGCCUCGGGAUGGUCAUGAGGAGGGGUCCAGCGCAACCGGUGGCAAGCGGAAAGCGUCCAGCGUUCCCGCCACACCUUCCACGCCUAUGACUGGAGAUUUCGGCUACAGCAGUCUACCCCGUUCGACGCACAGCGCGCCGCUAGAGGAGAGCGGCAUAAUCCCAAGCAACGAAGCUUGCAACGGCGGCUGUCUGUUGAGCGGGCCUGCCGUCGACAUCGCGCUCGCUUGUGAUCACGUGCGCCCGGAAGACCCUAAGCCAGUUAUGGUCUCACCGGAAUAUAACCCGCGCGACUCCUUCGAGCAUUCUUCGACGGAGUCCGGGGCCACGACCCACACGCUGCACCCCCACGAGGAGUGGUCCCGCGCGCCCCCCGCGCCCCCUCCGGCCCUACAACCGCCCCCGAGGCCCUUCAGCCUACUACGAGCGUUUGUACCCUCCUUCAUAUUCGUUUGGCUCUCUCUAGCACUCCUAACACUCCUAGUCUUCGAAACAGACUGGCCUCCUCUAAGGUCUUUAAAACGGAAACCAGAGCUAGUAUCCCUCAGACAUCACUACUACGCACCCCUAAAGGAGUAUCUCAAGAAAAAGGUCAUAGAACUCUUCUGAUUCCGAAUGAUGAGUAAACGGUUCAAAGUUUGAUACGGGGUUCGGUACAAAUUGCAAACAUCGAAUUUGAAUUAAAUAAUUGUUAAUUUAAAAGUAGAUUCUUUGUUAAGAAUGUGAUUCAAACGAAGGUAAUAAAAUGUAGUAAUACAAAGCGAGAUUUAAAAUAUUCAAAAUUCCACUAAAACGAAAAUUUUACGAUGACAAAACUCUUACUUGUCGUUUCAUUACGAUAAAAAAAUAUUGAUUUGUCGAAUGCGAAUCAUACACCAAUAAAAAUGAUAACCUCAUAUCAUAAAGUAUUCAAAUCCACUUUGCGAUUUGUCCGUGUUUUGUAUCAAAUUUUAUAAAAAGCAGUACUGAAGAACUAAGAUUUAAGUAGUAUAUCUCAUACAAAUCAACUAGACACCACACCUUACUAGUAUGCAACUCCCUAGUCGCGAGGGGUCUAGUUAAUUUGCUUGGGUUAUAAGUAUAGGUCGGUAAUUUCGUGCUGUAUUUACCUAAACAGUCCAUAAUGUAGAGUUGUGACUAUCGUUCAAUGUCUUUGCUGAUUUUUUAAAAUGCCAAUAAUUUAAUCUUCAUCUGAACAUUAAAAUACUUCCUUAACAUAGCUGGAUGUUUUACAUAACUGUUACUUAAAUAUGUUAUUGAUGCGAUAUAGCUUUGAAAUAACCAGAAAUUUAUUCAAUUGCAAAGGACGAUUAAAAUGAUUGCUAUUGUAAAGCGGUGAAUGGUAUUAUCAACUCUAUAUUAUAUACUACCAUCAAGUUUAGGUAAAUAAGCCACCGAUUUUCCGAGCUAUAGUUAUAAGUUCGAUAUGAUGCGUCUUUACGCAGUGCCAAGUUCAGAGGAGCUUGCUUGAGCCGGUGUCUAUUUUACAAUAAAAAAAGAAAAAUCUUUUUAGUGUACUAAUGUUAUAGAAAUACAUACUAUAACAGUGUGUUUACUUAAAGAUGGAAAUGUGACAUUUGACAAAGUGACAGACUAAGAAUAUGUUACGCGAAGACGAACUCAUUAUAUGAAAACUGUGUAUCGAGCAUGCGCCCGAAUGAAGUCCCGCGGAUUUGAAUUGAACUAAUUGACAACUCAUAAUAAUUCUAUGAAAAUACUGCGACACUAGCGCUGUGGCCGCGGGACUUCUUUCGUGGCGUGGACUAUAGCGUAUUCACAAUUUCGCAUGUUGCGAGAUUACGUAGGUCUUAACUCGCGCUUUGAUAUUUACUCGUUCUACUCGCGCCGUUAGUGUGAAUAAGUGAAUAGAGAUAAAUAUUGGAAGAAGAAGGAGAAAUACAACUAACAAGAUAUUAUUAAGCAUUUUUAAUCUUUCAAUAUACGCACUGUUUCAAAUUCUGAUUUCAUACUAGCUGAAUCCCUUUCAAACAUGUCCAUUUAAAUAUUUGAACAUAUCUAAAUCUUCUCUACUCUAUGCACCUAUUACAUUAGUACACUAAAAUCUGUUAAAUAAUAUGAUAAUAUCUAAACUCCCGAUGCUGGCUCUCGCCGACUAAAUAAUAGUGUCAAAAUCUUUUCGGACACGUUUUACUGUUAGCGGUAGCAUUUGUAUAGAUAAAUGUCUAGCAUUUCUCUAUAGAGAGACUACUAUGUAAAAAGGAAUUCUAAUAUUAGGUCACGCUACGCUUUGUACAGUACAAUUAAUUUGUAAGCAUCUUUUAUUCGGCGCACAAACUUGUGAUAGCACUUUCAAGGCUUCGGUACACCAAAAGCAUAACAGAACGGGUCCGCGCUGCAAACCGCGUUCGGGGUGUAAAAAUACCACAUUUGAGCAAUUCAUCAAAAAAAGCAAUAUUGUAAUUUGACAUUUGCGCAUAUAAAAGUAAGUGCGCAGUGUCAACAAUGCCUUUUCACAUUUGUUUCUCGUGCAAUAUUCUCCCACAGCGAUGUUUCUGUAAUAUUUGUCUGAAAUCGUUUAUUUUACGCAUACAUUACAAACACACACACACACAUACACUUAUUACAUAUAUACUACAUAAACUUUUAAGUACAUGCUUAUUUUCUACAUUUAUUUUUACGUAUUAAUUCAUUGAUUUUUUGACGAACUGCACUGCCACUGCUUUUGAUGUGGAAGGAAUAUUACGCAUAGAACGUAAAUCCGCUCCCCACCAGCGGCUGAGCUAGGUUUACCUCACCCACCUCGGUCUUACUUUAGUCUUCAAUCGUAUGGGGUCAGACGUCCCACACACAGAUGCGCGUGUACGAUAACGUCAAUGUGUAGUGUCUGUGUAAAACUAGGUGUUUUGUAUGAAGUGCCCGGGGUGUGGCACUUCAUGUAUAGUUUCUUGUAUUAAGUACAGCCAUGAGAAAUAUAAUGUACCCACUUUAGGACUCUGUCGCACUAACAUAUUUGACAUUUAGUAAGACUUACAGUUCAAUUUGUCAUAAAAGUUAAUGUGACAUGGUACCAAAGUGUAAACAUAUUAAUGCUCGUGACCGUACAUCAUGUGCAGACGCACAUUCAAACUGCGUUGAUUUGCUUUUGGUAUGCCGAAGACUUUAGUCUGUGUCUUUUUAUUUUAGUAUUUAAAGUAUCCGCACAGUAAAGCAAUCUUUAUUAGCACGUUACACUCUAAGAAGAGGUUGUUGUAAAAGAAAAAAAAGAAAAAAUGGAGUUAGACUUAUUAUUAAAUGUUACAAAGGUUUUUCCAACAACUGUUAAAACAACUCCCUUUAGUUUUUUUGUAACAACACAGGUUUGUUUGAUAACUGUUUGAUAGAUCAUCGUCCAGAAGACAGACAGACACAUACAGAUAGAGACAGAAGGUCUACUCCUUACAAAAAUCUCAUUCCUACCAUGCGCCGCGUUACUGCGUAAGUGCGAGCGAGACAGACAGUUCGCGUCCUCUCCCCCUUACUCCUAAGAGGCUUACGACCAUUUAAGACUAAAGUAAGACCCAGCGGGGAUGAGGUAAAUCUAGCUCGGCGCCCGUUAGGAAUUGGAGCGGGGCGGAGAUUUACCGUUCUAUACGUAGUAUUCUUCUUUAUUCUAUGCUAUCCAUAGAGCAUUGUGGACACGGAAUAGAAGAAAGCGGUUGGAAGGGCCAAGUGAGCGCGAAAAGCGCGCCAUACUUGGUACAACUAUGAGCAAAUAGUUCAUACUUCAACUUUGGACUCCACUCUUCCGCAAACUUUGCGACGUACGGAGCACCGCGAUAGUACAUUAAAAUGUCGCCUUGUGCAUUAUAACCUGCAGGCCAAAAAAACAAAAUUCGACUAUCAUUAAAGUCCCUCCUUAUCACAGGAAAGCUUAAAUGAUCGGCUAUUUAUCAAAAAAAUACUCCUGUAUGCAGUAUCUUACGAAAAGUAAAGAUAAUAUUGCAGCCUAUCACAGUGUAGUAAAGUGGCUAUGGAAUUUGAGAAGCAGUAGAGCUAUCGUAGUUAUCUGUUUGCAGGAGUAGUAGUAAAAGGGAGUGGGGUUUAACCGGCGACAGCGGUUCUCAUACAAAAUGCGCAAUAUGGCCUUUUUAUCUUCUUUCUCCGUCUUUGUGGACGUCUGGCGGACUGUGCUAUCAGACAGAGUGAUAAAACAGGUCCUAAACCUCGCGGUGUUUAUUUUUUUAAAGUACAGAGCUUUAUUAAUGUCAAGAUGGCAUUCUUCACUAACUCGCACAUUCCUGUAUAGUCUUCCAACUAUUAUUUCUACAAGCUUUUAUUUAUUAGAUUAUCUUAAGAGUGACACGAUGCAUUUAUUUAUAUUUAUUAUUAUAUAAUUAUAUUAUAAGAGCACAAAAAUGUUUCUUUAUAAAGUUCUCUUGCAAAAGAUUUAUGAUAACGCUUGUUGUAUAUGGAGCUGGGAAAGUGGGAUGAGCGGUCUAGGGCGCGGCAGUUCGUAAUUGGUAAUAAUUUACUCGUCAGAAACGUGCUACUGUACAGUGCGAUGUGAUAAAAUGCGGUGCAAUGUGGUACUAUUCGGUGUAAUUUGGUACAUCAUCAUCAUCAUCAGCCCAUUAACGUCCCCACUGCUGGGGCACGGGCCUUCCCUAUGGAUGGAUAGGGAGAUCGGGCCUUAAACCAUCACGCGGGCCCAGUGCGGAUUGAUGGUUAUUAACGACUGCUAAUGCAGCCGGGACCAACGGCUUAACGUGCCUUCCGAAGCACGGAGGAGCUCGAGAUGAAAACUUUUUUUUUUGGUCACCCAUCCUAUGACCGGCCUCUGCGAAAGUUGCUUUACUUCAACAAUCGCAGACCGAGCGCGUUAACCGCUGCGCCACCAAUUUGGUACAAUUUGAUACAAUGUGAUACAAUGCAGUGCAAUGUGGGUGCGGUUUUAUAUAAAAUCCCGCAACGAAAAAUUCCUAUUUGUACGGCCAAGUAGUUAAUGUUAUCAGUAAUAUCACGUCAAAAAAAAAAUGCCCGUUAGCCCCGCUUUCCAAGUUCAGUGUGCAUCUAUCUUAAAUUAGGUAGUUUCCAAUCAGCUGAUAGAAAUAAUUAAGUAAUAUUUCGCCAUGGCACCUUACAAACGAACUUUUGUAUAUUUAGAUUACAAUGUCAAUGCAAAAGUGCCAUAAGGAUUUUACAAGUAAACUAGUCAUUUUAGAAAUUAUCCAUUAAUUAAAAAAUCUAUUGAAGCAACUAUUAGUUGUAUUUUACAAGUCUUAAAUGGUAACAUUGAACAUAAUAUUGAAAUGGUAACUUGUAAAAGUUGUAAAUUACGUAAUAAAAACAAUUAUUGUAUACUAGCGCCAGCGUUACGUACAAAAUAGGACUAACGGAAUAAAUAAGUUCGUUGUCAGUUAUCUAUGUUUUUUUAAUACAACAAAAUGUAUGAGAGUAUAAUGUGAUGGACAAGGAUAGAAACGUAAUUCUUCAGUAUAUCCUAUCUUGUCAUUCGCUGUUCAAUAUAAAUCUAUGUGAUCAGCCAAUCAGAGAGCGGCUACAUCGCGUGAUAACAAGGACCUGUUAUUGGUCGAAUCAUAUUUAUUGUUUAAAAAUCGAAGUGCAUUGUUGUAUUAGAAUUUUUGACAUGUAUUAUCGAAUGAAACUUUUUGCAUUUAUUUAAUGAAAUGAAAUUGAUUUGUUUAAUAUUAUAUGAGCACAAAUAAUAUUUAUACUAUUUUUAGAUUUAGAAUUACUUUUUAGUGCUUAAGUUAAUACUUUUUAAGGAAUUGCUAAUAGCCAGAAAAGUGAUACAUUUAAAAAGUAAUUGAAAUGAAAGAUCUGUUUUAUGCCUAUUCUUAGCAAAGAAAUUGUUAUAUAAAGUUAUUUUUAUCAGCAAAAUUAUGUUUCUACAUAUAUUGAAUCUCUUAUUUUAUUCCUAUUUGUUAAGCUUAUUGCAUUGUUAAUUUAUUAUUAAGGAAUAUUAUUUUAUCGGAAGCGGUAAGCAGUACUUUUAUAUUAUUUUAGUUAAAUACAGCAAUUGUUAAUGCCUUAUUAGGAGUGUGAAGUAGGUUAAGAAAAGCCUUGCUAAUAAAUGUUAGGUAACCAUUUCUCAUUUGGAUUAAAAAAAAUACAUUUUAUUUUAGUGUUAUUGUUAUAUUAAAUGUACGGAUAAAUGAAGAAUCUUUGAAAUGACGUCGGUUAUGUACCUGAAAACUUGUACUUAAAUGAAAUAAAAUCUUCAUGUCUUGAUAAUAAAAUAUAUAUCAGUCACAGUUAAUAAUAAAACAGUAAUUUUGGGUUGAAGUUCAUCUGGCAGCAUCGCAUCGCACUUUCCUAUGCUUAUAUACUUUUCUGUGGCUCAGAACCGUCAUUUGCUAGAGAGAUUUUAGCGGCAGAAUCGACAACGCCAGUGGGUUUAGCACCGUAAGCGCGCGACUCUUUCUCGCCUCGACAUACGUCACCCGUCACUCUCUCACAGUACUGCACAGGAAGAGACAGACGAUCUCUGUCGCGGCGAGAAAGAGUCGUGUGCUUACGGUGCUAGGCCCGCUGAGCGUGUGUUCGCAUGUUUAAGCAGGUGAUAGCGUGAUGUCAGAUGUGGUAAACCUUUCGGCGAUUAGCGUCCACAAUUGAAAAUUACCAUUUCUAAAAAAAGACCACUUCUUAAAAUGACUUUCUCCUAAAAUAAUAGCAGCCUUUUGGUCCCCUUGCUCUCAGUAACGUCUUUUCCCAUCUACACAUUUUACAAAAGUUAGCAUACUUGUUUACCUGAGCUUAUUCAUGACUUUUACUCAUUAUCACCAACGAUAAAUUUAACUUAUUUUUGUACUUAUCUCAUUUACGUAUCAAGAAAUGUAGAGAACAUAAUUAUAAUAUUCUUCAUUUUUUAGUAAGGCACUAGUUAAGACGCUUCUUUCUGCCUAGUCAACCACAUUCUUCAUACUAUGUAAUUUUAGAUGUAACCUGAACACAAUGAAAUAAGGUAUGAAAAAAGAAAUGUGUGAUGUUUAUACCCUUUAAAACGUAGUGUGAUUAGAAUUACAUAGCACGAAAGAGACGAGAGUUAUGUGACUCUAUAUAUUACCCUUUUGAAGGGUAUAAUAAAUAUUCGCAAACUUAAACUAUAUUCUGCACGGUUACGCUAUCCCGCAUGGCGCGAUAACUGUGGCGGGCUUCAAAAAAUACUAAGUACGACGUGUAUCUAUUUAUUUGCGACUAUUGGUUUAAAGUUUAAACCCCAGGUAGUUAUCGUACCGCUCGCGAAAGCGCAACCCGUGCAAACUCUACAGAUUAAAAAAAAAUUCUUUCAUCCAGUAACUCUUUCGUUCUCAAAAAUAUUUCCUUUUAGGUACCUUAUUUUAUUUUUGAUUAGUUUAUUUGUGUGUCUUUUACCCGCUGCCCAGCAAAGACAGGAUACUCGUAUGGAUCUGAUUCUUCGCGAAUAACUAGAUAUUUUCUUUCAUUGUGCUCAGGAGUCCUGCGUCAGGACGUAACGUAGUAAGUACCUGCUAAGAUGAAGAUGUAAAAUCGUGUCGAUUAAAAUAUUUUUACAAGACGCUAAUCCAUUUUAAGGAUCCUAUUUCAUUGCCGACGGUCUACCGUCACUUAUUAACCAGAGUAUAUUUUUUUGUAUCCCUAAAUCUAAACUUUAUUCAUUAUGAAUUUAUGACUCAACUUUUUAAGGAAUCCUAUAAAAUAUCGAAUGUGUCUAAGCGGAACUUUUUUAGCUGAAAUACUUUUGUGAUUGAUAUAGUCAAAAUAAAAAUGAGUUACAUGUUAUUGCAAGUAGUGUGGUAGAAUCAGGAAUUUGCAGCAAUAAAGUUUGUGUUACGUUUUAUUCGAUUAAAUCACUAGAUUGUCGUGGGUCUAGUGCACGCAAUGUGUUAUUAGUGUAGUGUUUCUAUGAAGCUGCGACACUACUUGUAUAUAUUCAAUGUGAUGUAAGUAGCGGAAUAUUAAACCGAGGUUCUAAAAUAUUAUCUAUACAGUCAUGAGCAAUACCAUGUACCCACUUAAGAACCUUGUCGCGCUAUCAUAUUUGAUACUUAAUGAGACUUACGGUUUCAUUUGUCAAAAAAGUUAAUGUGACAUGGUUUCAAAGUGUAUACAUACCUAUUAGUACUCGUGACCGUAGACAAAAAUAUAUAUUAUAACAUUAACAGCCUGUUACAAUUUAAAACAGACGGUGUCGAAUAUUGAAUUGUUUUUUUUUUGUGUUAAUAAUUAAGUAUCAUAUACGAGUACUUACCUUGAAACGCGGGUCAUGCGUUCGCCUCGUCUUGAGUGCUCGAAUGAUAAAAGCAUCGGUUUCAAUAUUCACGCUCCGUGGACCAACGCUUUCAUUUUGUAAUUUAUCUCUGGCAUGUCUAUUCCAGUGGUGUCUAUACAGAUACGCUAUCGCGCACGGCGCGAAGUAUAUCACGGCCUUCAACUAGAUGUACGCGUUUAUCUUAGUACACGUGGGAUGCGUCUGUUGGUUAAAUCGCGCGGAUAUUUAUCGCGUCGCGCAUGUUAGGGUGAUCCGUGCAGACCUAGCAGAUUUUGAAAAAUUGUACUUAGCAUACUAGACAUUGCUUGCAAAACGAACUUUAUCAAAAUCUUUGUGUAGUAUUCGUUUUCUAAUGUUGGACAUGCCAAUGUGGCUUAUGUUAUUUUCCAAGCUGUUUGACCAUCAAGUAGAGUAAGUUUGUACUUUAGUCUACUAAGCCUGAGCGGUAACUGCAAAUAGAUAUUUAAAUUAUACGGAAGCCAAACUUCGCCAUAAGUUGAACAGAAUUCGUAGUAUUAAGUUGCCAAGUUAACAGAGAGCACACAAAUGUCUCGAAGGAUUUGUAUCAUAUUCAUUCAAAAAUCAAUUUUCUUCUAAAUCUAAUGCUUGAUGAAAUGCAGUGGUUCUCUGUUAAAUUGUCAAUUGUAUACUAAACUCCAUUUAUAAAUGCUAUUUAAUAAAAUAAUUAGCUAAGAGAUUAGCUUUUAUUUAAGGUUUUGAAAAAAUCUUAGAGGUUUUAAUAAAACAUCCUGCCGAAAACGA